Molecule: messenger RNA, 1289 nt
Organism: Lutzomyia longipalpis
Lineage: Eukaryota; Metazoa; Arthropoda; Insecta; Diptera; Psychodidae
Gene: nudC
Product: nuclear migration protein nudC
Exons: 6
Coding region: 141-1106 (321 amino acids)
Biological process (GO): protein folding
Cellular component (GO): cytoplasm
Source: RefSeq, a predicted model, not a curated record
AAAUAAGUAAACAUAACCUUAAAAUAGUUAUUGUUUGUUUUGAAAACUAAACACGCGUUUUUCUGCACAAAACAAAACUUCAAUUUUGAGCAUAUUUACAUAGUUUCUUUCACCGAAGUAUAAAGAAUUUUGGUGGUAAAAUGAGUGCGGAAGAGGGACGAUUUGAUUCUAUGCUAUUUGCUAUGGCAGAACAACAUCCCGGUGGGGUUCCUGAUCUUUUAGCAACAAUUGCAGCUUUUCUGAAUAGAAAGACCGAUUUCUUCACAGGCGGUGGCAACUGGGAAAAGAUGCUGCUGGAGAUCUUCCGGGAAGAAGGAAACAAAGCUAAUGCCUUAGCGGAAGAGAAGAAACGUGAGCGUGAGGCAGCGGAAAAAAGACGCCAGGAAAGCAUUCAGCGGAAAAAGAAAGAAGAGGAAAAUGCAAAGAAGAAGACUGAAGGUGCAGCAAUAACAGAACUCACAGAUGAAGAGGCGGAAAAAUUGCAGAUGGAGAUUGAGCAGGAAAAGAAGACUCCCGAAGAGGAUGCAUCCAUUUCACAGCCUAUUGAGGACACCGAGGAGGAGGAUGAGAAAGAAAAGGGGAAAUUGCGUCCAAACUCCGGGAAUGGAUGUGAUCUGGAGAAAUAUCGCUGGACCCAGACACUUCAGGAAGUUGAGCUUCGUGUUCCAUUGAAUGUGAACUUCAACGUACGAUCGCGCGAUGUUGUCGUGAAGAUUGGUAAGAAAUCACUAACUGUUGGGCUCAAAGGGCAGGAGCCAAUCAUCAAUGGUGAUCUUUGUGCGGAGAUUAAAAUGGAGGAUUCGGUGUGGGUAAUUCAGGAUGGAAAAUCAAUUCAACUCAAUUUUGAGAAGGUGAAUCAAAUGUCGUGGUGGGAUCGACUUCUCACGACAGAUCCUCCCAUUUCCACGCGGAAAAUUAAUCCUGAACCAUCAAAAUUGUCUGAUUUGGAUGGAGAGACACGGAGCCUCGUGGAAAAGAUGAUGUAUGAUCAACGACAGAAGGAGAUGGGAUUGCCCACGAGUGAUGAACAAAAUAAGCAGAAUGUUCUCAAAAAAUUCAUGGAACAGCAUCCCGAAAUGGAUUUUUCCAAAUGCAAAUUCAACUAAAGAGCAACAUCCAGGUGAUUUUACACAAUAUUCUCUUCUCUUUUUUUCUGCAUUACAUUCUACACUCUUACAAAAAAUUGGAUUUUUCUGCCACAAAUUGCAUUUGAAAUUUCUGAACAACAAUGAAAGGUUUGUUCAUCACAUUUGGAGGAGAAAAUAAAAUUGAUUAAAAAUACACCUUAA